Messenger RNA from Dissoconium aciculare CBS 342.82, 2097 nucleotides. Its product is annotated as acetyl-CoA synthetase-like protein. The record is from RefSeq and is a predicted model, not a curated record. The transcript is spliced from 3 exons. Lineage: Eukaryota; Fungi; Ascomycota; Dothideomycetes; Mycosphaerellales; Dissoconiaceae. Bases 1 to 2097 code for a protein of 698 amino acids. Gene Ontology annotation, biological process: secondary metabolic process. Gene Ontology annotation, molecular function: CoA-ligase activity.
AUGCCGGCAACGAUAUCAUCAUACAGUACUGCCACCACGGUCCUUCCAGCUCAACACUUGACUCAACAUAUUUCUACCCGUAAUGAUCCUGCCAUCCGUGGACAACAGAUGGCGACCAUCAAGCCUCAAAAACAACACUCCAACGUCGUCUCAUUUGCUCUGUCCGGGCAAUAUGACGAACAGCGACCUGUUUUGAUUGACGCAUACGAUCCAUUAAGGACCAUCUCGAGGGAACAGGCGACCACCCUCGUGAGACGCCUGGCCGGAGCAUUCGAAGCGAACAGCUCGGUCUGCCUCCACCUUCCAAACGAUAUCACAUACCCCGUCCUCACUUUGGCCAUCUUGGCAUCUCGCUGCCGCUGGACCGGCACAAACACUUCAUACACAAAAUUCGAAUUGGAGCACAUCUUCCGCACUGCCCAGGUCAGCUAUGUCAUCACGCGAAUCGAACAGCUGGAUAAUGUCGAGGCUGCUGUUCAGGCUAGCGGCACAAAUGCCGAGAUAAUCGUCUUUUCUGAUAUCCUGUGUGACCAUCCGGAAGUCAAGGCUGGCACUCUUCAUGAGCACACAGACUGUACAUCGUUUGCUCGCGCUUCGAUGGAAACGUCACAGAAGCGCACCCUGCACGACUUGCUUCAAUCACACGAGCGCAGCCUUGCUGUCGCUUUGCACCAGAUUGAUCCAAAAUCUAUCGCCACUUUGACCUCAACAUCAGGGACGACCGGUCGGCCCAAGAUGGCAGCACGCUCGCAUUCGGCCUUGAUUCAUGAGGCGCUGGCAAUCGAGGAUAACAAUGCCGACAAACCAUACCCCAUUCGAAGGCUCAUCAACACUCCCAUCUUCCAUGCCUUUUCUUGUCCUGAAAUGACUAUCAACAGCCUGCGACUUGGGUUUCCAGUAUACUUCCUCCCUCGCUUCGAUCGCGUGCGGUUCCCUCAGCUCGUGGCGAAGUAUGGGAUCACGGAGACCUUCGCUCCACCGCCCAUGCUGUUGGCAUUGCUGAACGAUCCCCGAUCACACCCGCUUCUGCAGUCACUACAAACAGUCUACACUGGUGGAGCUCCCCUUUCGUCAAGUCUCAGAGCUAGCUUCCGCGCCAUCUUCACGGUUUCCGCGACGCGCGCACCAUUGCGUAUCGUCCAAGUGUGGGGUAUGACCGAGGGUGGCUGGUACACCACUCAAAAGUACCCUCACGACACUGAUAGCGACGUCCCGGGCUCGGUUGGGCAGGCCCUUCCUGGUGUGGAAGUCCGGAUCGAUUCAGACGUUGCCGGAACCUCUGUGGAUCUCUCCUACAGCCACGAUGAUGACCGGCAGGAUACAACUUCUCGCAAGUCUGCGGUUGGUGAACUCUUGAUUCGAAGCCCGCAAAUGAUGUCCGAGUACUUUGGAGAUCCCGACGCCACUGCCAGAGCCUUUACCCAUGAUGGUUUCCUUCGCACAGGCGAUAUUGGAUACUUGCAAAGGCCGAGAUCAGCUCUCGAUCGGGUGCAUGGCUGGCGUCGGCUUACAUGCAAGUACAGUGUUCCUCGUGGCCGCAAGAAUCAUAAGCUCAGGAAGCUCCGAGACAAACGCCCUCCCAGCUCCGUCGUUCUGGUCGACCGCGCCAAGGACUUGAUCAAGGUUAAUGGCUUCCAAGUCGCGCCCGCCGAGCUAGAAGACGCCCUGCUCCUUCACCCUGCCGUCAUGGAUGUUGGAGUGGUUGGAUUCUGUCCUUCUGCGUCAGAUCUGCCCGAGCGGGCACCUGCAGCGACAUCAUCUUCGACUCUGCUCUGCACAGCCACGCCGCCAUCGUCGCUGUCCUCGUCAUCAUCGAGCUCAUCUUUCCUGGCGACACCCGUUCUCGACCAAGCUACAGCAAGCGUCAGCGAGCACCCGGUCGCGUUCGUCGUGCUACAUGAUAGACUGUCAUCCUCGGUUGCUCUACCUGACGCAAACGAACUGCGGAGCUGGCUCACACAGCGUCUUGCGCGAUACAAAGUCUCCCGCUGCGAGGUGCGUUUCGUCGUAUCAAUCCCAAAGAGCGCAGCAGGCAAAAUCUUGAGGAACAACCUGCGCCGUGUCCUCGAGGAGGAGGAACGAGACGAUCAAGCAUGA